CCGUAACGAGACCGUAACGCCGUCAUCCGGCGCCUGAGUUUUUGUACCUUCCACCACGACGGCUGAUACCCACAUGCCAUCUCCAACCCCCUCUGCUUCUGCUCAUCGUCGUCGACCCCAGCGUGCAUGAAUACAUACUAAUAGCCUAAUCUACACCAGCUCGUCUUUAUAACGGCUGCGCUUAUAUCAUGUCCGUCGAGAAUCGGCCUGCGCAUUCAGGCUGGCCUGUCACUCCUUCUCCUCUUUCGUCUCCAUCUACCUCUCUCUCCUCUUCUUUUUCUUCAUCCGCAGCCUCUGACAUGCUGCCCCAGGACUCCAGCCAGUCAGACUUUCAUUCAUCGGAUCACUCGGCUCUUGCACCAAAACAUCCUCAUGUCCACAACCUGGCCUUUGCUUCCCCUCGUCCCCGUUCAUCCUCUCUGGCCGUUCUCAUGGGUCAGAAUAUCAGUCGGUCGCCUUCUCCGUCCCAGCAAAAUUCCUCUUCUUCCCAGCUCGCUUCCAAGGGGAUCGCUGCUGCCGCCGCUACAGGCAGUCGUUUAAAGCGCGCGUUUGGCGCAAGACGCAAGAACAAGUCCGAGGAUACUUCCAAGCUUUUUUGCGGAAAUAGUAAGGGAAAGGAGAGAGAUUAUUACACUGAUUCCGAUGUCACUACUCCUGUAUCGUCGACAUCCAGAACGCCAGUGACCCCCGUCGAGGCGACUCCACCGCCAACCCCUGGACACAGGCCGGCUAAGCUCUCCCUGCAGCUUGCAACUCAUGUUUUUAAUGGCGGUAGGAAGAAUUCACGGACUCCGCCCCCCAUUACACCCUUAUCUUCUCUUCCCCCUCCCCCUCCACCAAAGCCGCCUGCAAUGCAAGGAUUGAAACUCGUGCCACCUUCACCCGCCCGCAAUCUCGAUCAGAGGGGCUCCAUAAUCACUGUCAGCCCGGGUAUAUCUUCGGCAGUUAAUUAUAUGCGGAUAGGGGAAGAACAGAGAGAGCGGGAACGUGAACGGUUAGAAGCCCAACAGAGGGAAUUGGAGGCUGUUGAGAAGAAUGAUGCUGAGAAGGAGAAGAGUACUGACAAGGGAGAACUGAAGGAGACGUGGCGGAAAAGUGAUUCCACUAUGAGUCACCACACCAUUCGUCCUGGCACUACUAUAGGCAAUCGGACACCGCGCCCUGUGUCCGUUGCCGAGUCCCUUCAGUCCAUUUAUACCAUCGUUCCUCCAGUCAACAAGAGACUGAGCGCCCUCAUCACCGAUGCUGAUUACGCUACUCCAGAGGAAGACAUAUCUUGCGAGACCGUCGCGGAAGAUCUUCCACCGCCGAUAAACCCCAUACCCUCCCCGACAUCCUCUAUCAGAGCACAUAAUCGCCGUUCGAUGUCACUAAACCUGGGAUCGAGCUUUGCUAAGGUAUAUAUUCCACCAUCGGCAGCUUCUGCCACAGCAGCGCUAUCCGAGUCGAACCAUUCGCCACGAUCAGUCGAGGACGUCCACCCGCGAUUAUCGCCUUCUGCAUCGCGAGAAACGCCUACGCUCACUAGAGCCGCCGCCAACGGUAUCAUUUCUCCAUCAAGCUUCGGCCUGCAAUCAACCGGAACUCACAUUCGUGGGCGACUGGCAGCCUGGACAGCGACGACGAAUGCUAAUCCAUCACAACGCAGCUUGCCCACCCCUCCUUCCUUCUUCCCUCGUAAUUCCCCUACGCCGCCGCCGCCACCGCCGCCUCCUCCAUCGUCACGGCAACCUACCAUCAGUAUGACCGGUGGCUUUGGUCUCGCGAAGCGCGCUGUGGAAAAGAUUAAUCGUGCUUGGGGUGGCCUGUCUUCUGGUUCGAGUAAUUCCGGUUACUCUUCCUCUUCAUCAAGUACUGGUCCAUCGUCAUAUUCUGAUCAUAACUUGGCGCGUAUUGCAUCGAAUCAAUCCGGGAUUAUGUCCAACCACCACGGGAGGAAAUCCCGGAGAACACUUGACGCACCUUCCGGGGCAUGGAGUAUCAAUUCAUCAACAACAGGCUCCUCUUUGUCCGAUUCUGAUGCUUUCACGGCGCCGGCUGGUCCGUUGCUUGGCCAGAAAGUUCGUGGGCCUAUGCGUACGAAAAGUACAGGUGCUGGAGCUGCCGGUGGUAUUGUUUUCGGCAGAAAUUUGCGAGCUGCGACGAGGGACACAGCCAUUGGUGUUGGUGUGUCAUUCAGCGCUACGGACUUGGAAUCGGUGAAGGGUGACGUGCGCUCGGGAGACGUGGAUAAGAACCAUCUAGAACCGCUCGAGGGUCGAAUGGUUCCGGCAGUUGUAGUACGGUGCGCACAGCAUCUAUUGCUCUGGGGCAUACAAGAGGAGGGACUCUUUCGUGUCCCCGGGCGAGCAUUGCAUAUCGCGAAGUUGCGUGCUGAGUUUGAUACAGGGGCCGAUUUCGAUAUGACGGAGUGUUCUCCUGCGGAAUUGGAUCCUCAUGCCGUCGCGUCCGUCUUCAAAGCGUUUCUACGUGAAUUACCCGAGCCAAUUCUGACCUACUCGCUGCUUCCGCAAUUUGAAGCCGCUAUAAGUCAAGAAUGCGUUUCGAAUGUUCAAGAAGCUACGGGACGUUUGGGUGGGAAAGGCGGUCCAACUCUACCAUCGGGUCCUCGAAGUGGGCUUGCACUGCGCAAACCUCCCUCGCUGUCUACGCUUGCAAUGCCAAGCUUCAGUGGCAUGCAGCCGCCCUCCCGUUCUGUCACAAAUACUCUCAAGUCGUUGUUAUCGAAGCUUCCUUACGAGAACAAAGAUCUCAUUCGUACUGUCAUCGAACUCAUCAAGGCGACGGCCCAGGAGAGCAAAUCGACAAAGAUGCCCAUCAGCAACUUGCUUCUUGUGUUUUGCCCCAGUCUGAGCAUGAACCCCCCACUGCUUAAGGUUCUUUGUGAAGCCGAGGACCUGUGGGAAGGUCCUCUUCUGGAGUCACCUGUCAUUGAUAUCAAACGUGAGAGCGUUGUGCUGGACAUUAGUGCGUCUGAUUCCGCAAACGACACCAUUGCACUUGAACUCGAUGCGGAGGACUCAGAUGAAGAAUACUCUGAUGCACCCGAUGGGUCGGAGAUGAAGACGUCCCCUCCUCCUUCUCCAGACAAACUCGACCAGGUCGUGGGAAGUCCCUGUUCUUCCACAGAUGGUAAAACCCCUACCGCUAUCAGGUUGAGACCAAUGGGGCCGAGGCAGCAUGUCCUAGCUGGUGUCUUCAGUGGAACAGAAUACUCGUCUCGCCUGAGACCCGUUUCUCCACGCUCUACGGGUGCGUCGUCUGAUUCUAGGUCUGUAAUGUCCUAUGGGUCGACCUCCAACGAGAGUCACUCGCCGUCGCAUCCCAACCUGUCUCCUCCGCCCUUGUCCUCGUCCGCAGAAUCGCUGGCUACACCGUCAAGUUCGUCGGCCCCGCAAUCAUUGACUGAUCUUCCAACUGGUCUUCCGGUUCGGACCGACCCUUAUGCUAAGGAAGAAGAGAUCAUGGCUCCCGUUAUUUCAGACUGUUCGGACUUGGGUCUACCAAAGUCUCCGCUGUCUAUCAUUAACCGUCGCAUCAGUGGUCCUGUUCAAUUUCCAGGUUCUGGUGGUAGUGAGCCUUCAAGUCCGCUUUCACCUCGAAGAUCAGUACCUCUGCCAUCUCUUCCUAGCCCUACCUCUUCUCCUACUAAUUCCCUUCCUGGUACUCCUCGACGACAUGGGAUGAAGAGGCCUUCAUUAAAUCUCCUUUUCUCUAAGCGUUCUGCGUCUCCGUUGUCGUCUUCUCCUAUAGGGAGGCCUUACAUUUCUUCUCCGUAUCUACAAAAUCCGUCACCUGUAUCUGAUUCGUCUAUUUCCACGCCAACCUCCGCCGUUACUGCACCACAAUCUAGCACGCAGCUGCUUCCGCAUGUCAUUGAUACCGCUAUUGAGAGCCCAACGCUCCGGCGUGAUCUUGGACUAGAGGAGUCACCUUCCAUUCGGUCACCAGAACCUCCAGACUCGCCUGGCGGUAGCACACGCGAGGAAGCUGCUGGCACCUUGUUGGAUGACGUCCAGCUGCUCACAGUCCAUCCGGGCAUAACACCCAUCGCUGAUCAUUACCGUUCGUUGUCGAGCGCCUCCCUACCAUUAUCGUCGCCAGACCAACGGCCAUCACACCUUCGGCAAAGACGCACAUUAAGAAAUCGGUCUGCAUCCAAGGCAUCCUAUUUAUCGAACGCAUCCUCCAAUCAUUUAGGAUUGCUAGAUGAUGAAGACAAGGAAGAUUGGACACAGAGUGUCCUCAUGGCAGCUGAUGCUGACGGUGGAUGGACUGUAACCGCGCCUUCAUCACAACGAUAACGGGCGUGUGAGAACUCCGUCAUAUGUUUCGUUUCCAGUAUUUGUGGAUUCUACGAUAGUAGAUUUAUACGUUCAGUUCAAAACCCAACGCACGACCUCUGCUUGUCCUUUAUUCAUCCCUCUUUCGAUAACAGCUGCUACCCCAUACGCCCAGCAUAUGCUUUGUGACUGUGACGCAUACUCUAUAUAUUACUUACUAUACCAUCGGCAACGGACCAGAGAUUCUUCUUAUAUUAUGCAUCCUAGUUCAUUCGCUUGCCAUCACACCUUGCAUUUUGUACGCUUUUUAUCACAAUCAAU
This is a messenger RNA of Guyanagaster necrorhizus, 4604 nucleotides long. Its product is annotated as RhoGAP-domain-containing protein. The coding region runs from base 189 to 4304 and encodes 1371 amino acids. The record is from RefSeq and is a predicted model, not a curated record. Gene Ontology annotation, molecular function: GTPase activator activity; small GTPase binding. Gene Ontology annotation, biological process: small GTPase-mediated signal transduction. The transcript has 5 exons. Lineage: Eukaryota; Fungi; Basidiomycota; Agaricomycetes; Agaricales; Physalacriaceae.